Molecule: messenger RNA, 858 nt
Organism: Stegastes partitus (bicolor damselfish)
Lineage: Eukaryota; Metazoa; Chordata; Actinopteri; Pomacentridae
Gene: phox2bb
Product: paired like homeobox 2Bb
Exons: 3
Coding region: 1-858 (285 amino acids)
Biological process (GO): enteric nervous system development; regulation of transcription by RNA polymerase II
Molecular function (GO): RNA polymerase II transcription regulatory region sequence-specific DNA binding; DNA-binding transcription factor activity, RNA polymerase II-specific
Source: RefSeq, a predicted model, not a curated record
AUGUAUAAAAUGGAGUAUUCUUACCUAAAUUCCUCUGCCUACGAGUCAUGUAUGGCCGGGAUGGACACGUCGAGCUUGGCAUCGGCCUAUGCGGACUUCAGUUCGUGCAGUCAAGCCAGUGGGUUUCAGUACAAUCCCAUCAGGACCACUUUCGGGGCCACCUCCGGCUGUCCGUCUCUCACGCCGGGGUCCUGCAGCCUGGGGACCCUGCGGGACCACCAGAGCAGCCCGUACGCCGCAGUUCCAUACAAACUCUUCACGGAUCACGGCGGACUGAACGAGAAGAGAAAGCAGAGGCGCAUCCGGACCACGUUCACCAGCGCCCAGCUGAAGGAGCUGGAGCGGGUUUUUGCAGAAACACACUACCCGGAUAUCUACACCAGAGAGGAGCUGGCACUCAAAAUCGAUCUGACUGAAGCCAGAGUGCAGGUGUGGUUCCAAAACCGGCGUGCCAAAUUCCGCAAGCAGGAGCGCGCAGCUGCAGCAGCCGCAGCGGCUGCCAAGUCCAGUUCUGGAAAGAAGUCCGACUCAAGAGACGAAGACAGCAAAGAGACCAAAACCACCGACCCUGACAGCACAGGAGGACCGGGCCCGAACCCGGUGCCCACCUCCAACUGCGGCGGACCGAGCCCUACCGCAGGCCAAGUCAACACCACCGGGAACGGACAGGUGGACCAAGUGAAGACCUCCGUGUCCACCGGCAUGGGAGUGACAGCACCGAGCCAAGGCUGGGCCACCGCACCGGGGACCAUCACCUCUAUCCCGGACUCAUUGGGCGGGCCCUUCGCCAGCGUACUGUCGUCUUUGCAAAGACAGAACGGAGCCAAAGCUACAUUAGUAAAGACCAGCAUGUUCUAA